Messenger RNA from Rotaria socialis, 204 nucleotides. The record is from the annotation of a GenBank genome assembly. Lineage: Eukaryota; Metazoa; Rotifera; Eurotatoria; Philodinida; Philodinidae.
AUGCGGCCUUUACAUAAAAUAAUUGCUUUACAAAUACUUCAUCUUGCACUUCAGCAUUAUACUAAUGAUAGUGUGAAAUUGGCUAUUGAAUUUUUAAAAGAUUGUGGUCAAACAUUACCAGAAGCUUAUCCACAGCAAUUAGAUCCUAUAUUUUUAACAUUAGACAAUCUGCUUCAUGAUCAAUCAUUAAAUCGGCGGAUUUGA